Messenger RNA from Carassius carassius (crucian carp), 1546 nucleotides. Its product is annotated as proton-activated chloride channel. The transcript has 8 exons. Lineage: Eukaryota; Metazoa; Chordata; Actinopteri; Cypriniformes; Cyprinidae. Bases 226 to 1281 code for a protein of 351 amino acids. The record is from RefSeq and is a predicted model, not a curated record.
AAGAUUCUGAGUAACGUUAAACUUUAAAGAAAAAUAUCAAGGAUUGUAUCCCAAGCCCUCCCCAAACUAACUGUGAUGUCACGCUUGGCAUGUUUUUUGGCCAUUUUUCUGUGCCUCGUUCCAGCUCCUCGGGACGAUCCGUAAGAAAUGAACCUGGAUCCUGCUCCUGAAAGUUGAUGGCAAAUUUAUAAAAUAAAUGCCCCAAAUAUUCGGAGGCGAAGCAGAAUGCUGAGGAGGGAAAACUCGCGAUCUUAUCAGGAGUUUAACGGUGAAGACUGUGCUGGGCCACUUGGGUCUUACCAGAACAAUGAUGUUUCUGAAGUGGAGCAAGAUCAAGCCAGCUGUGACCCUUCACCAGAUGAGGACAUUGUGGACAACAAUCUAAUGCCCACUGGUUUCAACAAAGCUUGCCUGAAGAAUGUUUUCACAGUCAUCCUUGUCCUCAUUUAUUUGCUGCUCACUACGGUCGCUGUGUUCUUGGCUUACCAAACCAUUUCAGACUUCAUGGAGAAGCUCAACCAUCCAGUCAUGUCUGUUUCAUACAAAGAGGUUGAGGAGUUUACUGCACCAGGAAUAGCUUUGUAUCCUGGGAAGGCACAGUUAUUAAGCUGCGUGCAUCAUUAUCAUGACAACAUUCCACCUCUCGUUGCAUUGGGCAUACUAGAGGAAAGAAACUGUAUAAAAGAGGAGGUUAUUUACCACGGGCCAUAUUCAAACCAGACACAAAAGCGAGCCAUAGUUGUCAGAGGGCCGACUGAUGUGAGGAACCGAGAACUUAUAUUCCUCCAGUUCAGCCGGAAUGAAACGGAAGAGGAUUUCAGCGCAAUCAGUUACAUGAUUUUUGCCAAAUUUAGUGACAUGCUUGAAAGCUCAGAUAAAGCUGCUUUUAUGAUGAACUGUGAAAGGAAUUACUCAAUGUGGACCUUUUCUGGAGGCUUUCGGACAUGGGUCAAAAUGUCUUUGGUCAAGACGUCAGGCAGAAGAAAUGAAUCAGUUGAAUUUAGACAGGAGUCCAGUGUUGUGAAGUACAUCGACAAGAGGCCUCCACAGGAGCAAGCCAAUGAGCUUUUCUUUGUUGUGUUUCAAUGGCGAGAUCCAUUUAUACAGCAAGUAAAAGAUAUAGUCACAGCAAACCCGUGGAACACCAUAGCCAUAUUGUGUGGCGUCUUCAUGGCUCUGUUUAAAGCAGCAGACUUUGCCAAACUCAGCAUUAAGUGGACAAUCAAAAUUCGUAAAAGGCACUUAAGGGCAAAAAUAAGAGAACUGAACCAAAUAAGCUAAUUCUUUUCUGAUUCAUCAUAUCUUAAAAAAAAAAAUGUAUUACGAACAUCAAACACUUUGAGCUUUCUGCAAGCUUUUUUCAGAGCAAAGAGUCUAUUACACUUUUUAUGAGAAUUGUGCUAAUGUAUUGUACAUUUUGUUUUAACUGGAUAAUAGAUUUUAACUUGAAAUCGUUAAGUAACAACUUAUAGUGAACAGUGAAUGCUGAGGCAAAUUGUAUUCAUGAAGUUGUGACACUGACAUAUUAACUAUUUGAAACUAGUUA